Lichtheimia ornata is the source of this 1953-nucleotide messenger RNA. RefSeq lists its product as uncharacterized. The coding region runs from base 1 to 1953 and encodes 650 amino acids. Gene Ontology annotation, molecular function: 3',5'-cyclic-nucleotide phosphodiesterase activity. The transcript is spliced from 3 exons. NCBI's taxonomy places the organism in Eukaryota, Fungi, Mucoromycota, Mucoromycetes, Mucorales, Lichtheimiaceae. The record is from RefSeq and is a predicted model, not a curated record. Gene Ontology annotation, biological process: signal transduction.
AUGCUCAUACUACAGCAUAAUAAAAUACCGGUGCAAGACCUCUUCCUGGUAGAACAAACAAUGCUCAAAGUGGCGGAUCGACGAGUGGACUACGAGUAUGGGCUCGACUCAACGCUAUUGGAUAAAGAGCGGCAUACAAUCUAUGGGACACUUCUUGGUUGUGCAGAUCGACUUGGCGUCUUUUCAACAAUGCUCAUCACACCUUCAGAGUUCUUGGACUUUAUCAUUGAAGUUGAUCAUGGUUACUUGGCGAAUCCAUACCAUUCGUUUUAUCACGGGGCCGAUGUUGCGUUCAUGAUCUAUUACAUCAUCAGCUCUUUGGAGGCUGAACGCUAUUUGUCACGAAUCGAUAUCGUAGCACUGUUUAUUGCAGCACUAUGCCAUGACAUUGGUCAUCCCGGUUUCAACAACAACUUUCAGGUCAAGCAGCAAACGGAGGUUGCAAAGAGAUACGACAACAAAUCGGUGUUGGAGAGCUAUUCAAGUAGUCUUACAUUGAGGAUCUUGGAUAAGCAUCGAAUUCUUCGUAACGUUGCAAGAGCCACUGCCGGCAAAACGACUGAAGACAAUAUGCGUGCAUCCAUUAUCAAGAUGAUUCUAUCAACAGACAUGGUGUUUCAUUACGAAUUGCAAGCAAAUCUCGCUAGCCUUGUUGAAAUUACAGCCUAUCGACUCCAUCAACGUGAUAUGGAAGCAACGGCAGACAUGCCAGCAGCCACCACCACCACCACCAAUGAUAAUCAUCAUCGAUCAUCAGCAAGCACUGAUAACAGCAUAUCCAGUAUUGGCACAGCCGACUUAUCCCUUCCCUCGCCGAGUGCCGCCCCUUCACCUUCAUCAAGUAUAAAGAGCAAUGGUUGUACGGACUCUUCAAGUGAACAUUUUGUCACUGAUAUCUUUCGUGGAGACAAGAGCCCCCUUCCACACUUUGAGAAGAGGUAUUCUUAUUUCAGCGAUACAGAUUGCGGUGAUGUAUAUCCAUUGAUGUUGGAUGAUCCCUUACUGGACCAACAAGAACGGCAAAUGAUGUGCCAAAUCGUAUUGCAUGCAGCGGAUAUUAGUAAUCCAUUACGGCCAUGGCCAGUGUGUCGUAAUUGGUCAACGUUGGUAUGUCAAGAAUUCUUUCGACAAGGUGACGAAGAAAAGAAGCAUGGAUUACCUGUAUCACCCAACAUGGAUCGUGAUUGUGUCACUCAAAUGAUGGUCGGCAUGCAAUUUGGAGAUUACAUUGUGGGCCCAUUUUUCGAAUUAUUCGCUACCUUGUUCCCUCGCGCCGAUACCCUUGUUCAACAACUCAAACAAAACCGCAUCGAAUGGCAAAAUAUGGAGGAAGAGAAUGCUGAAAAGACUACAUCAACUACAGCUACAACAACAAAGAAUGCCGAUCAUCGAAUCACCAAAGUGAGCAGCGCAGCAAGUAGUGCCACUAGUAUAAGUCAACAAUCAGCUGCAACAGCACCUGCUGUACCUGGAGAACAUGGUCGUCAGCCAUCGGAUAUGCUACCGGAUCGUAACAUUCUCAAUCCAGCAGGAAGACGUGUUAGUGUUGCUGCAGGCAUGGUUGUAAUCCCUGAUAAUAUCGAAGAAAGCGUGGUCAAAGCACCAGCCAAAGUCAGGCGCAGAUUACUUGGUCCUCGAAGCGUGAGCGAUACAGGCAAAACCUUGAGCAAAAUGAAGGAGUUUAUCAAGCAACAUCAUCAUCUCUCCAAAGACCACCCUCCUUCUUUGAGUCAACAUCAUCAUCGUCAUAGUCAUCAAGAGGAUUGUCAUUCAUUAUCCACUAAGGAAAAGAAGGAUAAACAUCACUCAGUACCAUCGCCAUCCUAUCUCCAUCGACGUUUAUAUAAACCAUCUCAAUCAAGAAGAUCCAGUAGCAGCGACGCCGAUAAUGCAUGCUUCGAUUGUCCUCAGCAGCUGAGAGCAGCAACUUCACCCGAUCCACCUCCACCCUAG